Athalia rosae (coleseed sawfly) is the source of this 3984-nucleotide messenger RNA. It is a transcript of the gene nuf, whose product is annotated as rab11 family-interacting protein 4. Gene Ontology annotation, cellular component: midbody; endocytic vesicle; cleavage furrow. Gene Ontology annotation, biological process: regulation of cytokinesis; endocytic recycling. The coding region runs from base 479 to 1975 and encodes 498 amino acids. The transcript is spliced from 11 exons. Lineage: Eukaryota; Metazoa; Arthropoda; Insecta; Hymenoptera; Athaliidae. The record is from RefSeq and is a predicted model, not a curated record.
UGUGCGCUCUGCGAGUGGGUUCCGCUCAGAGCGGUUGGUUUGGUUGAACGUUUCAGUCUGUCCAACGACUCGUCAUCGUUCGGUGUUGUAUCGUCACGGUGGGCACAGGUGCCUUGUGCAUUUACCUGUGUAUACGUCGUAUCGCCUUUGCCCAGGGGCUUUCCUGUUAUUCCGAUCCACGCGAAAUAGAUCAUUUUUCGAUCGUUUUGCUGUAUAUAUGUACUUGACACGUAACCGAGGGUAUAAAAGUUAGGAUUUUUUUUUUUUUUUUUUCUCUUGUGUGUGCUCAAGGAGGUGUUCGCUAAGGUGGUUAUUAUUGUUGGUUAUUAGAUUUGUUUGUUUCAACUGAAAAUAAUAUAAAAAAAAAAAAAAACAAAAAAAAAAACCUCGGUCAGUUUUGGAUUGUAAAAGGAUUACCACACAAAGUUACCUGAACGCCAACGAAACGACAUCGGCUCAAGGAUAACCCUCUUCGAGUAUGGUGAGCUCCCGGUCCCAAUCGAGUACGUCAGCUGUGGAUUCCAGGAGCGAACUUCCCUACAGGAACUACUAUUCAACGAGCGAACUUCCGGGGGAGGGGGGUGCGGGCACCAACAGCGGACCGGCAUCCCUUUCCAUGUCCGUUGAUAUUCACAACCUGGAGAGAUCGUCUUCGACUCCCGUGGUACGACCUUGUCCGCCGAGUCCGGAUCCCGAGGGGCCUCCGGACGACGUUGUUCUCGGUGCCAUCGGCAAAAGCGACCCCGAGGAGGAGGAGGAAAGCUACGAGGGCUUCGGAUACGGGGACGGAGACUCGCCGGGAAGUUCCGCACCCUCGCCAACGAGGUCCAAUCCCCCACGAGACGCAAGAAGUCCUCCAUGCAACAUUGGCAGGAACUCUUGGCUGAGGACGUCGUUGAGACGAACUCCACCUAGCCAUAUGCAGGAAGAAGGCCUACCGAAUAGGCGCUGGGGCUCCUUCAGACAUUCUGGGAACAAGAGGCUCAGCUCCAACGCUCAGGCCAGUCAACUAUUUCGAAGCAGUAGUUUCAACAGUUCUGGUAGAGGAUCGACAUGCGAUACGGCGGAUGAAAUUUAUAGCGACGUAUCUUUGGAAGAUGACUUCCUAGGUCUCAGUCACAAGGUUCAAUUACUUCAAGAGAAAAUGGACGCUUUGUCGGACACCCGUAACGCUGGAGAAGAAAGAUACGCCAGGGCGAAACAGGAAAAUGCAACCCUUCAAGCUAGGGUACUCAUGCUUGAAGAAGCGCAACGUGACGCGGAGACCAGGGCCGAAGAAAGACUCCAGGCCGAACAGCGAAGACACAGAGAGUGGGCCGGACGUUUGGAGCGCGAGCGUCAGUUGCAGCUUGAAAAUUAUGCGAUAAGAUUGCAGGCCGCCGAAGUUGAGAGCACGAAUCUCCGGGACGAAUCCGUUCGGUUACGAGAGCAGCUGGAGAAAGCACGCGCGGACAGGACCAGUCUUCAGGAAGCGGUGGAAGAUGCGCGCCGAGAUGCUCAGGAGGCCCAAGAAGCCGAACGAAAAGCCAUCGCGAGAGCGAACGAAGCUCAAUCCCUUUUAGAGGCAGCCCGCGAAGAACUAAUCGCCAGGACAGAGGACCAAAAUCGACUCGAGGAGCUCGUCCAGGAGGUGACGCGACUCAGAGCUAGAAACAAAAGCCUGGAAGAAUGUCGCGACGAACUUCAGGCGGCGGCAGCCCUGCAGGUCGGUCGUGAACUUUUGAUGCUGAAUCCCUGUACCAGGGAGAAUCUCAACGCCGAAGCAAGCCUGGCGGCUGAACUACGGGAAGGGAUGAGUCAAGAUCAGACGGACGGACAGUCGCACGCUGAACAAGGCGAGCCCUGCACUGUUUCCGAGAUGAAACAGGCCCUAAAAGAGCAGCAGGAAGUAAAUGCCCAACUGAGAGCGUAUAUCGAUGGAAUAUUAUUAAAUAUUGUUGAAAAUUAUCCGCAAUUGUUAGAAGUUAAGCACUAGCGCGUCUCCUAGUCCCUAUACCAUUUGCCCAUUCAUCUCAUCUCAUCUCAUUUCCACUCCCGACAAAAGAAAAAAAACAUCCCCUACCGCCGAUCUGAUCCCUCGAAAAUCCUACAUCUUUAAACUUUAAUUAAAGUAUAAUUUAUGUAAUUUAUUUGAUCGCGUGAAUUCGUAGCUAAGAUAUUAUCCCAUAUAAAUGAAUGUUUCGAGCGUGAUAUCCGUCCACACGAGCGCGGAAUAUACCGAAUUGUCAUAAUUAAAACUGUAAGAUGAUUUGAGGAAAAAAAAAAAACCAGAGAAAUAGUGAGAAUAUAUAAAUAUAUUAUGUACAUGCAACCUACUUCCAUUUAUUUUUGCGAUUAUUGAAAUAUGUACGUACAUACUUUUGUAUUUGUACAUCUGAAAUCUAUACACGGUGAUAUACGUUAAUUGAACUUUGAUCGAACGAAAAAUGAUUGGAUCACAUUAUAAGUAACGAUAGUAAUAGCGAUAAUAAAAUAAUAAUCCAAAACUUUUGCCCUGUUAUAAGAAUUAUAGAGGAAAUUCUUUUUAUAUGCAUGUUAUGAAAAUCUAAUGUUAUUGUAUGUGUAUAAUGUAUAGUUAUCAAUGAAGAGGUAUAUGCCACCAAUAAUUAAAUAUCUUUUUAUAUCGCCGCGUUAAUUUUUAUUUCGAUUUAACCGAAGGACUGACGAAACCUCCGUAUAGUUUUAUCGUAAAUAAAAAGAAGAACAAAUUUUCAAUAAUUGAACCGUCACGUUUAAAAUACUAUGCAGAACCCAGAACACUAUCUAUUUUACAUGGAUGAAUAACUAAACAUAUACAUAUGUGUCUAUAUGUAACUGUGAUUAGACAGGGUUUUCGUGUGCGGCUACGAUCAUCAUCUUACUAUAGCACGUUACUUAAUGUCAAUAAUUUAGUGAAUAUAGUUUAUGGUGUAUUAAAGUUAGUAUUAAUAACGUUACGAAUAUAUUUUCUUAUCAUCCGCAUCGUUUCCUCGUAUUGAAAGUAAAAAAAUAAUAAGAAAAAAAAAUAAGAACGUAAGUUGAAUGCAAAAGAUAGAAUAAAAAUUUAAAUACGUAUGCUGCAGUAUCCUGUGUAAAAUUAAGAGAAAAAAAAAAAUUAUUUGAAACAUUAUUCGCAGCAUGUGAUAAAUGAUUUCAAUUCAAUCUGCAGUUGUAUAAAUUGCCAUACCGAAAUUAAUUUUUUAUUUUCAAAUCUUUUAAUUGUCAAAUUACCAGCAUCUCUCCAGCCCUGUUCAGAUUUACUUGUUAUGAAUAGGUUUCAAAAAAUAUUUUCGAUGAAUUGGGAAUGAUGCAAUUAGAUAUAAAUUAUAUAUUAACGGAAUGCGAUGAUUGACUGAAGAAAUAACGAGUUCAUAAAGAAUUGUUAUACAUAUGUAUAAAUGAAUAAUAUAUCAUCGUAAUAUUAUCAUCCAUACGAUUUUGUAAAUAAUAUUUUGAAUCGUUGAACAAAACUACGGCUCAAAUACGACGGAAAUUUUAAUUAUAAAUAAUCAUUGAUUGACGAUAUAGAUAUAGCGUUAGACCCCCACGUAUAUAAUAAUCAACGUUUGAAUGUGAAAUUUCUCGGUAUGAUGUAUAAUCAAAGUCAAACUUCCCUUGUUAUUUGUUAGAUAAUCUUAUUUGGUACAGCACCUCAUCCGUAUAUAUUAUAUAUUAAACACAACCGUCGAUCAAACACUUAAACUCUUGCAGCUUAGUGAUCCGGAUUCUUGAAACAAACACCUGGAAUUCAAGAUCCGAUCGUAUGAAAGAUAAAUUGAAAAUUUUUAAUAACUGAUCCAUACAAUUUGUUUUACCUGUAUUACUUUUUUUAUUUGGAAUACCGUUUCCAACGUUGAAUCGUUAAAUUUGUCAAUAUCGGAAUUUAUCCGUGUGUAUAAUAUUGGCUAUGCCAUUGUGUCUAUCAAUGAUUCUGAUGUUUCGAUCUGCCAAGUUUCUUUUCCUUUCCUUUUUUUUCAAUAAUAAAAAACGUAAAUGAUGUCACAA